Suillus fuscotomentosus is the source of this 972-nucleotide messenger RNA. RefSeq lists its product as uncharacterized. Bases 1 to 972 code for a protein of 323 amino acids. The transcript has 3 exons. NCBI's taxonomy places the organism in Eukaryota, Fungi, Basidiomycota, Agaricomycetes, Boletales, Suillaceae. The record is from RefSeq and is a predicted model, not a curated record.
AUGAUGGGCGGUGUCGCAAAUUUCUUACCUCUUGAAAUUUCUACGAUUUUAACUUUGAGGACCGCUAUUGUCUUCGGGGCAUGCAUUGGCUUUUCAGGCUCUGUUUUCACUGAAAAAGUCCAGUCCGAUGUCCUGGUCCCUAUCAUUCCUCUGUUUUGGCAUUCAACAGACCUCCGCAUGCAAGUGAUGGCAGCUCGUACUUUCGGGGCUCUCAAAAUUGCUGUCGAGAAACUCACCAAACUAUACUCCCAUCCAAUCCCGACCCUCGAACCCGAAGAUCCAUAUCUUAAAUGUCCCUACCCUCGGAGUUAUACCAAUUCCACCGGUUUCAUUCAGGAAUUCUCGUAUGAUGAGACUCAAAUCCUCAGGGAUCGACUUAUUUUCUUCAGGGAAACCGUCGGCGAUGCGGCUGGGAGCAAGAUAUGCAUGAAGUUUGUCAGGCACUAUUCCCCUCAGGCUCACGAAUUCUGUGCCAGCAAGGGGAACGCCCCCAAACUUAUCGCCUACAAUUCUUUACCCGGCGGCUGGAAUCUGGUGGUUAUGGAUGCCCUUGAUAUUGAUAAUGAUUGCUUUCCGCAACGACCUGGCUCAUAUCGACUGCUCAGUGAGAUAAGUGUUUUGGACCGUCAGCCGCUGAAGGAGACCAUCACCUCUCUCAUCCGGGAGUUACACAAUCACAAUGACGGCUACGUUCAUGGCGACCUUCGAGAUACCAAUUUUGUUGUGCGGGACGACAAACACUUCAUGCUGCUCGAUUUCGAUUGGGCUGGACCAAUCCAGCAGACACAUUAUCCUAUGUAUGUCAAUCGGAAGGAUAUUCGACAGCCUGACAGUGCGUGGGAUGGGCAGAAGAUUGUGGCGGAGCAUGACUUGGAUAUGCUGAAUUAUCUAUUUCAUCCUGAGCAAGAUGUUCGGGAGCCAGCUGCAAAGCGCCGCCGUAUAUUUAGUGAAGGGUCGCUGAUGGUCAUUUGA